Messenger RNA from Schizophyllum commune H4-8, 465 nucleotides. RefSeq lists its product as uncharacterized. Bases 1 to 465 code for a protein of 154 amino acids. The record is from RefSeq and is a predicted model, not a curated record. NCBI's taxonomy places the organism in Eukaryota, Fungi, Basidiomycota, Agaricomycetes, Agaricales, Schizophyllaceae. The transcript has 3 exons.
AUGUCGUCAACGAGCGCAGCAGUGAGAUACAACAUUCCGGUAUUGACGGACUCGGCGCAGGCGAUCCUUGAAAAUCGGUCGUACGCUUGUCCAACGCCGAAGAUUCACAGCAACGAGCUCUCAGAUUCGCUUCGUCUCAGGCCGCCCAAUGGACAGCCAUCGAUCCAGCGCGGUCGUUCUGUCGCUCUCAAUGUCAUAAAGCCGCGGACGAAGUCAAGUCGAACCGUGACCUUACACGUCACAUUACAUCAUGGGCGGACUCAGUUGUGCCUCCUGCGGCUGCUCGCGUGGCUAGCCGUAGCCGCCGGUCCCGUCGCAUGCCGGGAGUCAACAUUCGAUCUUCGCCCCUCCCGUCCUCCUCCGACUUCAGGCGACCCAGAUCUAGCGCAAUCUGAUGAAGAAGCAGCGCUUUUGUGCCCUGAGGGGAAGACAAGCGGGUCGAGAUUGACGCCUACUGCAAGAUAG